Heterostelium album PN500 is the source of this 903-nucleotide messenger RNA. Its product is annotated as SDR family oxidoreductase. Lineage: Eukaryota; Evosea; Eumycetozoa; Acytosteliales; Acytosteliaceae. Bases 1 to 903 code for a protein of 300 amino acids. The transcript has 4 exons. The record is from RefSeq and is a predicted model, not a curated record.
AUGGCAGAUAAAGUUUGUAUUAUUACAGGUUCAAAUGAAGGAAUUGGAAAGGAAACAGCCAAGGCAAUGGCUAAACAUAUGAUGAAAGUUAUUAUGGCAUGCAGAAAUACGGAGAAAUGUGAGGCUGCUGCAAAAGAGGUCAGAGAAGCAUCAAAGAAUGACGAUGUCGUUUGUAUGAAGUUGGAUUUGAAUUCAUUGCAAUCGGUGAGAGAAUUCGUACAGAAUUUCAAGGCCAUGAAUCUACCACUAAACUAUCUGAUAAAUAAUGCCGGUAUCUGGACUGGUCCUCACUCGACCACUGAAGACGGUUUCGAGACAAUGUUUGGUGUCAAUCAUCUCGGUCACUUCUUACUCACAAACCUCUUGCUUGACAAACUGGAAGCAAGUACCAACCCACGUAUUGUUGUGGUAUCAUCACGUGCACAUGCACGUGCCAAUCUUAAUAUCAACAACCUCUCUGUGAGCGCCAAAGACUACUCAUCAACUGCAGACUACGGACGUUCAAAGUUAUGUAAUUUAAUGUUUUCCUAUGAGUUACAACGUCGUCUCGAUGCCAAAGGAUCAAAGAUCGUUGUCAAUGCACUUCACCCAGGUGUUGUACACACCAAUUUGUUUAACACUUUCCCAAUGCUCGACUGGGUGAUCUUCCCAUUGGCAUCGUUCUUCUUGACCAAAGCAACAGAGUCGGCAGAGGCAAGCGAGGCAUUGGCACUUGGUACAGCUUCACAUCUCCAAGGUGUCAAAGGUAAAUACUUUAGUGUAAAAGAUCAAGUAGAGUCAUCUGCCUUCUCAAAGAAAGUAGAUAUUCAACAACAACUCUGGGAGAAAUCAUGUGAAAUGGUAAAGAUCCCAGUUGAUAUUCAAUUUGGUAACGAUGGUAUAGGGAAAUCAACAAAUAUGUAG